AUGGCGUCUCAAAAAUUCGCUGCCGCCCUAGCGUCCAUCGAAUCCCUUUCCCACCAGCCCACCAAGCUCGAACAAUACAACAACCUCCUUAACGACAUCGUCUCUAGGUCAUCCGGCGAUGAGCUUGCCCAAGAUAUUGUCUACUACCUGGAUUCUAUCCUGAAUGAAGAUAUCAGCAUCGCAUCCGUUCGUCCUCUACUCGAUUCCUUCAUCGCUGCCCUGCAAAAUUUCGAACCCGAAGUCAAGAUCAAGACCGGACAACACGCUGUCACACUGCUACAGACGCGCGCUACAUCGGUAGAGGAACAAGAUUCACAAAUCCGCGAGAUUCUCGCCGCAGCAUAUGAGUCAGAGGAAGAAUAUAGUGCUGCGGCGCGGGCGCUGUCGGGAAUCAACAUUGACAGCUCCCAGCGACUGGUUUCCGAUGCGGCCAAGGCUCGACUGUGGAUUCGCAUCGUGCGAUACUAUCUGGAGGACGACGAUACCACCAGCGCAGAAGGAUUUUUGAAUCGCAUUAAGAACUUGCCCAGCAAGCUCGAAGACCACGAUUCCAAGCUGUAUUUCCAGCUCUCGCAGGCCCGAAUUCUCGAUGCCCGUCGGCGAUUCCUAGACGCCGCACAGGAAUACUUUAACGUCAGCUUGGCCCCUGGAGUCGAUGAGGGUGACCGACUCGCCGCACUUUCAGCCGCCAUUCGCUGCGCAGUUCUGGCCCCCGCCGGUCCCCAGCGUUCACGCUCCCUCUCCCGCCUGUACAAGGAUGACCGUGCAUCAUCAGUAGACGAAUUCUCGAUCUUGGAGAAGAUGUUCCUCGACCGACUUCUAAAUGCCGACGAAGUCGCCGCAUUCUCAAAGAAGCUUGCUCCUCACCAACUUGCCGUUACUGCCGACGGCACCACCGUUCUCGACAAGGCGGUCAUCGAACACAACCUCGUUGCGGCAAGCAAGCUCUACGAAAACAUCAAUGUCGAUGCCCUUGGCGAGAUUCUGGGACUCAAGUCAUCAGGUGACUUCUCCGCUGGAGAAAAGGCAGAGGCGUAUGCCGCGCGUAUGGUUGAGCAGGGUCGUCUUCGGGGUCGAAUCGACCAGAUUGAUGGCAUUAUCUCCUUUGACUCGGAGCUUGCGGCUGGAUCUGGUGCAAAUGGGGCGAGUCUGCGACAAUGGGAUCAGGGAGUACAGGAGCUCGCUGAAGAUGUUGAACGUGUUGCUACCAGCAUUGCCGAUCAGUUCCCGGAUUUUGCUACUAGCCAGAUGGUGCACUGA
This is a messenger RNA of Penicillium cataractarum, 1260 nucleotides long. RefSeq names its product PCI domain-containing protein. Gene Ontology annotation, cellular component: cytosol; COP9 signalosome. The record is from RefSeq and is a predicted model, not a curated record. The coding region runs from base 1 to 1260 and encodes 419 amino acids. The transcript is spliced from 2 exons. NCBI's taxonomy places the organism in Eukaryota, Fungi, Ascomycota, Eurotiomycetes, Eurotiales, Aspergillaceae.